AAACUAUUCAAAAGCAAAUUUAAUUAAAGUUCUUAAUAAUGGAAAUACUAAAUGAAGAAAAACUAUACCACGGUGAAAAUAAAUAUUUGUCGGAUUAUCAUAAACAGAGAUCUAUCAAAAAGUUGCCUAUAAAUUUAUUUCGAAAAUCGUUAAGAGAAAAACGCAACAGAAAUCAAACAAAACUUACCAGAAAAAAGAAAAGCCAUAAAAUUGAUAUCACACAAAAUAAAAUAAAUAUGUUGAUCCAAACCACAGAAGAUGAGUUGCGCUCAAUUAUACAAGAAGAAGGAGACUUAUUAACUGAUGUAACUGUUGAUGACACACCAAUUGAGCUGUUGGGAAAGAUUGCGGCGGAAGAAAAUCAGGCCACCACUAUUUAUGUAAAACGCGAUGGACUAACAACUUUAACUGUGCUGGUGGCAUGCACAAACUGGAAACGUGUACUCAUGCUGCUCACUGGUGCUUGGCAAAAUGGUACUGAUCCACUACAAAUACCAGGUUCAUUAGCACAUUCGGUUGGUAUGUUUCAAAAGCUUAACUCUCUACCUGAGACAGAACGUGCUAAAGUGCUCUCUGAUUAUACGCGUUUCAUAUUGGUGCGACAUCCAUUCGAACGUCUACUCUCCGCUUAUCGCAAUAAAUUAGAAGGUGAAUCGGCGAGCGCGCGAUACUUUCAGUCACGCGUUGGACGUCAAAUUGUUAAAGCCUUCCGGAUUGGCGCAUCAAAUGAGUCAAUCGAGCAUGGCAACGAUGUCAGUUUUGGUGAAUUCGUACAAUAUCUGUUGACUCCAGAAUUGAGUCUCAGUAAUCAAUCGUCAUAUAAUGAACAUUGGGAACCGAUCGCAAAGCUAUGUAAUCCCUGUGUUAUGAAAUAUAAUGUUAUAGGUAAGUGUAAAUCACCAAUAAUAAUUUAUCAAUAA
This is a messenger RNA of Teleopsis dalmanni, 920 nucleotides long. Its product is annotated as carbohydrate sulfotransferase 11-like. NCBI's taxonomy places the organism in Eukaryota, Metazoa, Arthropoda, Insecta, Diptera, Diopsidae. Gene Ontology annotation, molecular function: sulfotransferase activity. Gene Ontology annotation, cellular component: membrane. Gene Ontology annotation, biological process: carbohydrate biosynthetic process. The record is from RefSeq and is a predicted model, not a curated record. The coding region runs from base 39 to 920 and encodes 293 amino acids. The transcript has 3 exons.